This is a messenger RNA of Melanaphis sacchari, 1402 nucleotides long. Its product is annotated as acyl-CoA Delta(11) desaturase-like. Gene Ontology annotation, biological process: unsaturated fatty acid biosynthetic process. The record is from RefSeq and is a predicted model, not a curated record. Gene Ontology annotation, cellular component: endoplasmic reticulum membrane. The coding region runs from base 226 to 1266 and encodes 346 amino acids. The transcript has 7 exons. Gene Ontology annotation, molecular function: stearoyl-CoA 9-desaturase activity; iron ion binding. NCBI's taxonomy places the organism in Eukaryota, Metazoa, Arthropoda, Insecta, Hemiptera, Aphididae.
UAAAAAUAAACUUAGAAUAAAAAUAAAUAUAUACACAGACGAGGAACGCGAAUUGGUCAGUCAGCAAGUUAGAUUAGGUCGACAAUCUGAGACCAAUUUGUAAACUUAGUGGUAAUCAGUCGUACCUAUAUAACAUAUUGCAACAUAUUGGUAUCAUAUAAGUGUCCAUGAAAUUUUAAUAACCUGCACGUGCGGUAGUCGGUGUCUGGUCGCAGAUAGCUUACUAUGGACGAUUCGGCAGAUAUUACAGUUAGCGAUUGCACCACACUCGACGCUCGGCCGAUUGAAAAACAGCUCUGUCAACCGAUUGUUUGGCGCAAUGUUAUACUGUACUCGUUGAUCCAUUUGGGAGCGCUGUACGGCGUUUACUUGGCGUUUGUUUCAGCGAAAAUCGCUACGACUGUUUUCGCAAUCUGUUUGUAUCAAAUCACUUCGAUUAGCGUCACCGCUGGAUCGCAUAGACUUUGGUCGAAUCGGGAGCCCAGAGCGAAAUGGCAAUUACGGUUAAUCAUAAUUACGCUCAACACAAUAGCGUUUCAGAAUUCAGUUUACGAGUGGGCCCACGAUCACAGACUACACCACAAGUACACAGACACGAAUGCCGACCCGCAAAAUUCGAAUAGAGGACUGUUCUUUUCGCACGUCGGUUGGCUACUACUGCGCCGGAAAAAUCCAGAUGUUAUCGAGAAGAGUCACACCAUCGACACCAGCGAUUUGUUGGCCGAUCCGUUCGUGGCGUACCAAAAAAAAUACUUUUGGUUCCUGAUCACGUGGGCGUGCUUCAUUAUACCCACGCUUAUACCAGUUUACUGUUGGGGAGAAACAUGGAGCAAUUCUUGGUACGUGGCAGUUUUGUUGAGGUACGCGCUCACACUCAACGGAGUUCGGUUGAUCGACAGCGCCGCGCAUGCGUGGGAAGGAAAACCGUACGACAGGACUAUCAAACCGACGGGGAACCUUGCGGUGAGCGAGGGCUGGCACAACUACUAUCACGUGUUUCCACGGGAUUACAAGGCGGCGGAACUGGGCAAUUACAAGUUCAAUUUCACCACCGCGUUCAUCGACCUGUUCGCUAAAGUCGGACGGAUGUACGACCUGAACACCGCGCCAACGCCGGAGCUCGUGCUUCGACGACCCUGGCGUCCCGGCCAGAUCAAGUACCGGACCGAUCCGGCGCCACAAUCCUGGUGCUGGGACGACGACAAAGACUUUCCUAGGUUGGAAUGCAAGGAGGCCACGAUCGUAAACUGCAGGAUGUGGGGUUGAUCAGUAUAUUAUUUCUAUGAUGAUCGUACGUGGCUGUACAAAAGUAGAUAUAGCAUGCACAUGAAACAAAUAUUUCAAAGAAUAUCCUUUAAAAUCUAAGAUUUAAAUUAUAUGUACAAAUAAAGAUAUAUAUUAU